GCUCACGGCCUCUAAUGUGGGUACUGCACAUAGAUGAUCUUUAACACUGCAUGUAGUAGGUGCUCGUUAGGGUAUUCUUCCCCAGUCACCUUACACUACUUAAAAAAUUUGGAAAAUGAAGCUCAAACCCAUAAGGGGACCAAAAAUUACUUCAGCCAAAAGGUGAUGUAAAGUAAAUGAAUGAACAAUCUGAGGAGAACACACAGAAUUGCCAGAUUGAGAUCAAAGGCUGCCACCAUGAGAAAGAGAGUAAGAGAAGGAAAGAUAGUCAGAGAUGAGAGGCUGCAGCAGGGGAAUAGGAGUGAGUGCUGCAACAGUUUGGGGUCCAAUGAUCAUCAUGCACAUACCCACAAAACAGUCUCCGAAUGUUCCAGCGUAACGUCAAGCGUCGGCCAGGAAUGUUACAGCAGACAGGGCUGUGAGGCAACGACAGCCAAUAGUACGCUCACAGACCUCUCUCUAGGAUGACACCCAGACAGGAGCGGCCUCUACACGAAGAGAAUAUAAGCACAGUGCCGCCUAGCCGCCGCCACGUUGAAGUCGAGUCAACCUAAGAACACUACAGCAGUGACUUAGAAACUGUACUGGUUCACUUGUAUUACGAAUUGUAUAUACUGAAGAGCUUGCUUAUGUUUGCCUGUCGUCCCUUGCUUGUGACACAUCUAUAUCUCACAAAGUUAAGUAUUGAAAUCAUUUCCUUUUGUAAUAAACUCCACUAAUAUGAUUUGUUUGAAUUGCUGUUUAGCAAUCCGAGAAAGCUGCUUUCCUAGGCACCCUAUACUAGAUGAGUGGGUAGAACACAACACUGGUGACGAGGUGUACCACAAACCACGAGCUGACAGCCAUCACUGCUAUCUUGUUUUGACUUUUCGUGGGCUAUUGUUUUGCUGGAGCCUUAAUUUUCUCUUGUCUUUUCUUUGCUUUAACAGUUUCUUAUCAUGUUUUUGCUAAUCAGUGUUUUCAGGUGGGCAUUGCAAAAAUUUUCUUUGCUUCUGUACUUAUUUUUCCUGUCUGUUUAUCGCAUUUAUCUCUUCCAACAUGCCCACCCCACCUAUCCCACCCCUUGCUCAGGCACCACAGCUGCAAGUGUUAGAUGCAACACAGCUAUUGCAGAUGUUUAAGUUCCAGACCCAGAAAAUAUCCUCGCUGCUACACACGGUACAGGACCUCCUGGCGAACCAAACUACUAAUGCAGCACAAGCAACACCUACAGCAGCUCCAAGUGCUGCACCGUCUUUCCAACAGUUUCAUGAACAAGAAGAGGAAUGGCUCGAGUGGUUGCAACAGUUUGAAGCUCACAUACUUGCUCACAACAUGCCAGAUUCAUGGAUCCCGAGACAGCGCGACCGCAGCAGCUGCCAGAGGGUGUCAUCACAACACUGCGGGAUGAUGCCAUGGUGACAAGAGCCUUCGCCUCCUAUUGUCCUACCGGUGGAGCUGGACCCGCCCAUGCCACAGCAACCAACACCUUUGACAUCUUGCUAUUUGUCUCAGGAAGUGGACACAUACUCUUCUGGUCCUUUUCCAGGGGAUGUUUCCACCAGAGCGAAGGCCAGAUAGCGUGGUACGACUGGAAGCCUCAUGUCCCCUGCAGCCACAGCUUCUGGUACACUGCAGCAUCCACACUCCUGCCUCCCCCAUCAUUGUCGUGCUCCCUACACAACAACAGUCCAUCGCUUUGGGGGAGAGGAAUGUUCGGGCUUAACGUCAAGUGCCAGCACGUUGGCCAGGAACAUUACAGCAAAGAGGGCUGUGAGACGAUGACAGCCAAUAUACAGCAGUGACUUAGAAACUGUACUUGUAUUUCGAAUUGUGUGUGUUGAAGAGCUUGCUUAUGUUUGUCUGUUGCCCCUUGCUUGUGACACAUCUAUAACUCCAUUAAUACGAUUUGCUUGAAUUGUUGUCAAGCAAUCUGAGAAAGCAGCUUUCCUAGGCACUCUAUAUUAGACGAGUGGGCAGAAUACAACACUGAGUCCCCUUAAGGUUUUACCGAUCAGUCUUCGAGUAGUUCUAAAGACACUAUGCAUGGCAAAAUAUUUUAAAAUAAAUUAUUCUAUUCGCAAUGUCAUCCUACACAUCAAAUGUAAGAUACUUGUGGUUCGGCAAACAGAAUUUGAAAUGGAGACCAUGAGAGGAACUGGCUAAGUUUCUGUUCUUUUAUUUUUCACUCUUCAGUGUGAACUUAUUUCCUAAGAAAAUUAUGUGCACAAAAGAUAUGUAAAAUGCUGAUUUCAA
Messenger RNA from Schistocerca nitens (vagrant locust), 2235 nucleotides. RefSeq lists its product as uncharacterized. Bases 1039 to 1401 code for a protein of 120 amino acids. Lineage: Eukaryota; Metazoa; Arthropoda; Insecta; Orthoptera; Acrididae. The record is from RefSeq and is a predicted model, not a curated record. The transcript has 2 exons.